Molecule: messenger RNA, 895 nt
Organism: Gambusia affinis (western mosquitofish)
Lineage: Eukaryota; Metazoa; Chordata; Actinopteri; Cyprinodontiformes; Poeciliidae
Gene: alkbh6
Product: alkB homolog 6
Exons: 2
Coding region: 1-813 (270 amino acids)
Source: RefSeq, a predicted model, not a curated record
AUGUAUCUACCAGCGUUUCCCGCCGGACACUUUAUGUGGUUACACACAGAUGGAGAGCACCAGUUCGGCUCUUCGGAUAUAAACUGUAUUUUUAUCGAGAACUGUGCAGGAGACAUGGAGCGGCCAUCUUGUAUUGUGGAAGAUUUGAAGCAGUUCGUUGUCAGUGAAGCUCCACAAACUGCGUUUUACAUCCCAGAUUUCAUAUCAGAGGAUGAGGAGUCCUUCCUCCUGCAGCAGGUGUACAAGUCCCCCAAAACCAAAUGGACCCAGCUGUCCGGCCGCCGGCUCCAGAACUGGGGCGGCCUGCCGCACCCCAAAGGCAUGCUGGCCGAGACGCUUCCCGACUGGCUCCAGAGCUGCUGUGAGAAAGUCUCGUCUCUGGGAGUGUUCGGCGGGAAAACGGCCAACCACGUGUUGGUGAACGAGUACAAGCCGGGCGAAGGCAUCAUGGCCCACGAGGACGGCCCGCUGUACCACCCCACGGUCGGCACCAUCAGCCUGGGCUCGCACACCAUGCUGGACUUCUACCGGCCCGUCCUGGCUGCAGACGGGCCGCAGACCCAGCAGAACCGCUACCUGCUGUCCCUCCUGCUGAGGCCGCGCAGCCUGCUGGUCCUGCAGGAUGACAUGUACCGUCAGCUGCUGCACGGCAUCCAGAACCGGGACCGGGACCCGCUGACGGACCGGGUGGCCAACCUGUCUGGCGCCGGGGCGCGGCCCGGGGAGACGCUGAGCAGGGGAACCAGGGUGUCGCUCACCAUCAGACACGUUCCCAAAGUGAUCAGGACCAGGAUGGUUCUCGGAAGGAAAUGACCCGACCGAAUCAGAACCAAACCAGAACCACAGCUGGAUGUGUCUGUGACGCAUGAAGACGAUAAAACAGACUCAUGAUGAA